This is a messenger RNA of Cyanistes caeruleus (blue tit), 1356 nucleotides long. The record is from RefSeq and is a predicted model, not a curated record. NCBI's taxonomy places the organism in Eukaryota, Metazoa, Chordata, Aves, Passeriformes, Paridae.
GCAAUUCCAGGUGCUCUGGGGAACCGGAGGGCUCAGGGGCAGUGCUUUGGGAACCUGGCCUAUGCCUGCAGCCAGCUCGGGAACCACGGGGCUGCCGCGGAGAGCUACCUGCACGCCCUGCAAGCCUUCCGGGACUCGGGUGAGGGGAGGCACAGGCAGCCCCUUGGGGCGAGUCUGCAGCAUCCGGGAGCCGAGUGCUCUGAAGCUGGGUGAUGCUGCCUGCCGGGGAUCUUGGCUGAGCGGUGCUGGGACCGAUGCAGCCCUUUGCCUCCCAGGGGACUUGCAGGGGCAGUGGCAAGCGUGCGAGGGGCUGGGCACAGCAUGCCUCCACUUGGGAGAUCCCCAGAAAGCCAUCGGGCACUAUCAAGAGGCCCUGAUUUUGCUUUCCCACUGUCGGGACAGCCCCAGAGCUGACCACAAACGGGUCGUGCACAAGCUCACGGAUGCCAUCCAGCACCGACUCCGCUUCAGCCACCUCUCAUACCAGGGGGGCUGGGCACCCACCCCGGCGCUGGAGCCCAGCCAGCUGAGGUCUUGUUCCACACUGCCCCAUGCCAGUAGGACACAACUCCAGGGCAGGAAGGUGGGGAAAGCCCAGGCUGAGGACAAGCUGUAUAUGUACACGCCAGGAGCACAUCCCAGGUAUUCUGGCACAAGAGUGGCUCUGACUGGUGAUCUUGCACUGGAGCCCUGUAACCCACAUGGCCUCCUGGGCACCUCUGGGGAGGAUGACGAUGGUCCCAGCUCAGCUCCAGGGUAUCACAGGGAGCCCCAGGCUAACAGUAAGAGGACCACCAGCCCCCUGAAGGCAGCCAAGCUGCCCCACGCUGGCCUCCAGCUACAGAAGUACCACAUCCAACCAGAAAUGCGGCUCUCUAGUGAGCCGAGGCCUCAGGGCGUCACAACACAUUCUACAGGGCAUCAAAACUGCCAAGUCCUCCAUCCAAGGCCUCCAAAGAGGUAUGUGAUGCCUUGGGGGAGUGGGCAAGGGAGUGGACCAGAGGUUUGGGCUCCAGAGUAUCCUCUGAGGAGUGGGUUCCUCAGAGGUGAGGUGGAGACCUCAGCAGGGCUUGGGACACCUGUUUCUUGGAAUGGACACAACCCCAAGCCAAAAGUCACAAAGGCUGGGCUUUUGGCACCUUGUAGCCAACACCAAAACCAUUCCCUAUGGAUGGGGCAGCAGAUCUAAGGGUAGUUUUCAGGACCCUGGUAUGAACUUCCUGCCCACUCCUGCGUUCCAGUGCUUAAAGGGGCUCCAACAGAGCUAGAGAGGGACUUCGGACAAGGGCCUGGAGUGACAGGACAUGGGACAAUGGCUUCUCACUGCCAUGGGGCAGGGUUAGAUGGGACACUGGG